Molecule: messenger RNA, 1914 nt
Organism: Gopherus evgoodei (Goodes thornscrub tortoise)
Lineage: Eukaryota; Metazoa; Chordata; Testudines; Testudinidae
Gene: GBGT1
Product: globoside alpha-1,3-N-acetylgalactosaminyltransferase 1 (FORS blood group)
Exons: 7
Coding region: 751-1788 (345 amino acids)
Biological process (GO): carbohydrate metabolic process
Cellular component (GO): vesicle; Golgi apparatus; membrane
Molecular function (GO): globoside alpha-N-acetylgalactosaminyltransferase activity
Source: RefSeq, a predicted model, not a curated record
CCACAACUUCUCCAGCCUCCAGCUCCAGCCAGCUCUGUGAAUGGGCCUGGGAAGGUAUUAUUCUGCCUUGUAUGCACAGCUGCCCAUUUUUUGGAGGGAGGCAGGGCACACGGUCCUUGCUUCCUCCCCGCCCCCCAGCUCCCAACAGCAACCUAAUCCAAGCAGGUCUUACCCAGCCAUGCUCCCCUACUCCCCUGCCUGGCUGCAUAAGAACCAGCCAAAAACCUAAAACUAUAACCAUUUAAAAGAACACGUAUUCAAGCUUUGUACCCAGCACCUUGCCUAUGCUCUGUGACUGCCUGCUGCAUGUCUUUGCCACCCUCCCUCUGCUCCCAUCCUACAAUAGCUUAAUGAGACUACAGAAAAAAUCUUUGCACUAGGUAGGCCCUGGAUAAACACAGUAUGUUAUUCUCCAGGGCUGUCGGGCCUUUGUCAUUUCCCAGCACAACGUUAAAACAUGGGACAGGCUGAAAAUUGUUGCUCUGGAGAUGAGACGUCUUAUGCCAAGACUAAUCCUGGGCUGAGUGUUUACCCUCGGCAGGUAGUUGUUAGUUCCCCUCUAGACACCUUGGCUGCAAUGCAGUCCCUGGAAACAACCGCGGCUGCAAUGCAGCAGCACUCCGUGCUCUGUUACCACUGUCUGGUAAUCAGGAGAGGCAGGUCUGAGUACGAGAGAAGAGCCAGAAGGGAAGGGCUGAUAGAAAAUCUGGUUUAGUUCCUACUUGGGGAUCUGCAGAACACUCAGGAUAAAUGACUUGCUGGAAAGUGGUGAAAUCUGUUCUCAUACUCUACCUGAUCCUCAUUCCCAUAUUUGUCUGGAUGAUAGUCUGGAAUGGGCCAGUCCACUACCUUCCAUACUACCUUCCUUGCCCAGAAAUCUUCUCCAUGAAACUACAAUAUGCAGAAGAGAAGACCGUCCAGCUUUUCCCUGAGCUGUUUUAUCCUCAGCCCAGAUCACUGGAUCAGAAGCGCCGGGAUGUGCUGACUCUCACGCCUUGGCUGGCCCCCAUUGUUUGGGAAGGAACUUUCAACUCCGAACUCCUGGACAGUGCCUACAAGCCAUUGAACCUCACCAUAGGGGUGACAGCCUUUGCCAUUGGCAAGUACACCAUGUUUGUGGGCCGCUUUGUGGAGUCGGCGGAGAAGCUCUUCAUGAAGGGCUAUUGGGUGAACUACUACAUCUUCACCAACAACCCCCAGGCGAUCCCUAGAGUCCAGCUGCAGCCCGGCCGGAGCCUCAGCAUCGUCCCCAUCAAAAAAUACUCUCACUGGCAGGAGAUUUCCAUGCGCAGGAUGGAGGCAAUAAACAGGCACAUCGCAGAGGUGAGCCACCGGGAGGUGAACUACCUUUUCUGCCUGGACAUCGACAUGGUGUUUCACAACCCAUGGGGGGUGGAGACUCUGGGUGAGAUGGUAGCGGCCAUACACCCUGGGUACUACAACGUCCCUCGCAGCCAGUUCCCUUAUGAGAGGAGGAGCAAUUCCGCUGCCUUCAUCCCUGACAGCCAGGGGGACUUCUACUAUGCAGGAGCCGUCUUCGGCGGGCUGGUCAAGCAGGUGUACGAGUUCACCAGGGCCUGCCACAUGACCAUCCUGGCAGACAAAGCCAAUGGGAUCAUGGCGGCCUGGCAGGAGGAGAGCCACCUCAACAGGCACUUCUUUUCCCACAAGCCCUCAAAGCUCCUCUCCCCGGAGUAUGUGUGGGAUGACACCAAGCCCAGGCCGCCUGAAAUGCGCCUGAUACGCUUCUCCACAGUGAAUAAGGACUACAAGGAGAUACGGGACUGAGGUGUCUAGCCCUCUUUUUAAACCAUGGAAUCAGGUCCUUGAUCUGCUGCCAGUGAAGGAUGUAUCCCAGUCAGUGUUUCGGCUCCCCUCUGUGAAUGGAUUGUGGAGCUGGCACUGGGAACGCCA